CGUCGGAACAGGAAGAACGAAAGAAAAACACCUCGAGCACAAGAAGCAGCGAGUUACAAUGAUCAGACAGGCGAAGGGUAGAACCCCUCGCAGGCCUCCCAAAAAGCCGUCCAAUACUCAGAAAGACCCGGUGGGGGUGUACUGUCGUGUACGACCUCUGGGUGUGGAGGACGAGGAAUGCUGCAUCGAGGUCAUCAGCAGCAGCACUAUCCAGCUGCACGCCCCAGAAGGCUUUAAAACAAACCGCAAUGGAGAAUACAAAGAGACACAGUAUUCCUUUAAAAAAGUAUUUGGAGUGUCAAUAUCUCAGAUGGAGCUGUUUGAGUAUGUGGCCAAACCUCUAGUCGACGACCUCAUCCAUGGAAGAAAUGGUCUUCUCUUCAUGUAUGGCGUCACAGGAAGUGGAAAGACGUUCACCAUGACUGGCUCUCCAGGCCAGGGUGGACUUCUACCUCGCUCGCUUGACAUGAUCUUCAACAGUAUAGGACCAUACCAGGCCAAAAGAUAUGUUUUUAAGACUGAUGACAAGAAUGGCAUGGAGGUCCAGAAUGAAGUCGAUGCUUUGCUGGAGCGCCAGAAGCGGGAAAACAUGUCUUUUCCUAAACCAUCCUCCUCCAGACAAAGAUCCGAUCCGGAAAUUGCUGACAUGAUUAAGUCAGAGGAGGCGUACAAAACUGAAGGCGUGGAUGAGGACAGCAGCUACAGCGUCUUCAUCUCCUAUAUAGAAAUCUACAACAACUACAUCUAUGACCUCCUGGAGGAAAAUCAAGAGGAUGCAAUCAAACCAAAGUGGAAUGGUGGAGGCACACCUGUGUGCCAGAACACUGAGUUCAUAGCACCUCAAUCCAAAACCCUGAGAGAGGAUCAGAAUCACAACAUGUAUGUGUCUGGUUGCAUGGAGGUCGAAAUCAAGUCUGCUGAGGAGGCCUUUCAAGUAUUCUGGAGAGGCCAAAAGAAGAGGAAGGUCGCGAACACCCGCCUGAACUGCGAGUCCAGUCGCUCCCACAGUGUGCUCAUCAUUAAACUGGCUCAGGCUCCUCUGGACGCAGACGGCGACAACAUUCUCCAGGAUAGAAACCAGGUGACUGUUAGCCAGCUCUGCCUGGUGGACUUGGCAGGAAGUGAGCGCACCGGGCGGACGGGGGCAGAAGGCACGCGUAUACGAGAAGCAGGUAACAUUAAUCAGUCUCUGCUGAAUCUGCGAACGUGCAUUGAGAUACUUCGAGAAAACCAGAUGUGUGGCACAAACCGGAUGGUCCCCUACAGAGACUCCAAAGUGACCCAUCUGUUCAAGAACUACUUUGACGGAGAGGGAAAAGUCCGAAUGGUUGUCUGUGUCAAUCCCAAAGUUGACGACUACGAGGAAACCUUGCUGGUGAUGCGGUUUGCAGAGAUAACCCAGGAGGUGGAAGUGGCUCGGCCAGUGGACAGGCCUAUCUGUGGCUUCACCCCCGGCCGUCGCCAUAGAAACCAGGCCUUCAAAGAGGAACUGUCCCGCAAGCUGGACGAGCGCGGUGGUCCGAUAGAUAAAGAUGUGCCCUCGGUGAUAAACCACCUGGUGCAGAGCCUCCCUCCUCUACCUUCCUCCGAGCUGAACGACCCCCACGAUGACAUCACCCUCCCCAGGCUGAUCGAAGCUCUGCAGAACAGACACAGGAUCAGGCAGAUGAUGAUUGACGAAUACAACAAUGCAGCCAACAGGAUGAAGUCCAUGCUUCAAGACUUGGACAACAACCAAAUUUCUAAGGAUGAUUUAAUUCAUGCGCAAAAUGGCAAACUGGCGGAUAAGGACAAAAUCAUCCAGAACAACAAGACGGAGCUCGAACGCUUGGAGAAAAAGAACAGGAUGCAAGAACACAAGAUUGACAUCCUGCAAAAAACGACAAAAAUUUAUGAGGACGACAAGCGCUCUAUGAAGUAUGAACUGGAAACCAGAGAACAGAAGCUGCAGCGGGAGCAGACUGACAAGAAGCGCAUGGAGCAGCGCAUGCACGGCGUGGUCACUGACACGCAGCACAAGUGGGCCAAAGAAUGUGACCGACGCGUCAAUGCGAUGCAGCUGGAGAUGCAAAACAAGCUUUGGGUGAAGGACGAGAAGCUGAAGCAGCUCAAGGCCAUCGUGACGGAGAGCAAGACUCCAGGACGCCCCGAUCCUCCACCACGGCAGACCCAAGGUCGCCCCGAUCCUCCACCCCGCCAGACGCCUCAGCGGCCCUCCAGAGAGGAGCGGCUCCCUGCGAAGAGAUCCGCCUCGCCCGUCCCUAGCCCUGUGGACUCUCCCCGUGUCAGGCCAGUCAGUGCCACUAGAGUUGAGGAGGUUGAGGACAGCAGGCAGGGUUCCCGGUCCCCUAGUACGCCCACGAGAGCCGAGUCCCCAGCCGGCUCCUCAGCCCUCCGGAGCCGGAGGAGGAGAGCUCUGUUUCGGUUUCGAGAGGAGGAUGAGGCAAACCCCCGUUCGUUUGAUCUAGACCUAACUGAGAGGAGCUACCUGACGGCGACGCCGGUGCGGCCGCUCCACCGGCGCUCUCGCUCUGCUGGCGGCGAGAAGUGGGUUGACCACAAGCCUUUGUCCAACUUGGACUUGGGUACAGUUCUGCAGCCGGUCAUCCCCAAUUCCAUCCAGGUGUCUUCAGCAAGUGAGAAGGUCCUGUCCAAGUGUGACCGAUACGUGUUGACGCACCAGGAGAUCGCCUCUGAUGGGGAAAUACAGACCAAACUCAUCAAGGGGGAUGUGAUGAAAACAAGAGGCGGAGGACAGGCUGUCCAGUUCACUGACAUCGAGACGCUGAGGCAGGAGCUCACCUCAGUCCCCAGGCGUAAAAGAAAAUCCUCCGAAGGUGAAGCAGGAACAGAUGGUGCUUGGACCGAUGUGGAGACGAGGUGUUCUGUGGCUUUGGAGAUGAGGGCUGGCUCCAACAUGGGUCCUGGCGUUGAGCAUCAUGCCAUCAACAAGCGCAGAAAACCCUGACGGCCGCCGCCAGCUGCUCCAGUGAUCGCUCCCUCCCACCCGGCUGUUGUGCAAUAGUCUCAACUUUUAAUAUUUAAACAUUUUCCACGCUUUUAUAUAUUCAGAAGUGUAUAUACAUGGAUCACCAAAGCUGUUUUGUAAAAAUAUUUUAUACGUAGUAUUUGAACCAAUAGAUAACAAGUAUUCUGUGAUUCUGCUUGCAUAUUUUUUACACAUGGUGAAUCGUUGUGAAGCUGCCACAAAUAUUGAUUUUCAUCUGCUCCACACGGUUUUGUUCUGGAGGGGUAAAUUAUAUCGAGUUUACAGUAGACUGAAUAAUCCAGUUAUUUUUGAAUUCUCUUUAUACAAUGUGGUUCUGCUGUUGAGAAGCUUUCCUUCCUUCACUGUACCCUCAGGAAUAAAAUUCCUUUGAAGCA
Molecule: messenger RNA, 3384 nt
Organism: Pseudoliparis swirei
Lineage: Eukaryota; Metazoa; Chordata; Actinopteri; Perciformes; Liparidae
Gene: kif23
Product: kinesin family member 23
Exons: 24
Coding region: 59-2968 (969 amino acids)
Biological process (GO): microtubule-based movement
Cellular component (GO): nucleus; microtubule; kinesin complex
Molecular function (GO): ATP hydrolysis activity; ATP binding; microtubule motor activity
Source: RefSeq, a predicted model, not a curated record